AUGUCUCAAAUACCAAGUACAACAACAACACAAACACCAACUCCACCAGCUCCAGAAACAGUCAUAGAUAAUGAGUUUAGUUUAUAUACCAAGACUUUAACAUUCAAUGUCAUUGGGCGUUAUGAUCCAAAAAUUGAUCGUUUAUUAUAUCAUACUUCCCAUUGUGUGGUUUAUAAAUUUAAUGAUUCACAAGAUUGGGAACAAACAGAUUAUCAAGGUGUUAUGGCUGUUUAUACAAGAAAAAAAUCAGAAGAUGAUACCGAUGUUGAUGAUAUUUAUGAUCAUGGGAUAAUCAUAAUGAAUAGAAAUACACCUGAAAACUUUAGUUUAGGUUUAUUAUCUAAAAAUGAUAGUAGGACUUUAGGUUUAUCAGAAAUUAAAACUGAAUAUCAAACUGAUUAUAUCAUUAUAAAGAAUUUAGAAGGUGAAAUCUUUGGGUUUUGGGUUCAUGAAGAACAAGAUAGAGAAGGAAUUUUUGCUUUGAUUAAGGCUAUUGUUGAUAGAGAAUGA
Hansenula ciferrii is the source of this 510-nucleotide messenger RNA. It is a transcript of the gene DCP1, whose product is annotated as Dcp1p. The record is from RefSeq and is a predicted model, not a curated record. The transcript has a single exon. Gene Ontology annotation, molecular function: mRNA binding; enzyme activator activity. NCBI's taxonomy places the organism in Eukaryota, Fungi, Ascomycota, Saccharomycetes, Phaffomycetales, Wickerhamomycetaceae. Gene Ontology annotation, cellular component: P-body. Gene Ontology annotation, biological process: deadenylation-dependent decapping of nuclear-transcribed mRNA; positive regulation of catalytic activity; deadenylation-independent decapping of nuclear-transcribed mRNA. The coding region runs from base 1 to 510 and encodes 169 amino acids.